AUGGUCGUAUAUUAUGGUGCAUUUUUUCAGAGUAAUGUGGGUCAGCAAGCUGAGGAAGCAAGAGUUUUAGUUCAACAGAAUUAUCACAAUAUAAUUGCUCAUUUCAUGAGGCGUGGAUAUUCUUCAAUUUAUGCUGAGGCAGGUGAUUUAUUUGUUUCGAGUGCUAUAUUGAAUAUUCAUAUUCCCGAUCCAAGAUUAAGCUGCAUAUUUCGUGCUCCAUCAAAAGGCUUAUCUUAUUGGAAAGGGGAACUACCGCCUAGGACAUAUCCUAGUCCCAUAUUCUCUUGCAAAAUUUUUGUUGGUGGAGUUCCAUGGGAUAUUACAGAGCAGGCCUUAAUAGAGGCUUUCGAGAAAUAUGGGCCUUGUAGAGUAGAAUGGCCUGCUAAAGAAUCUCAUUAUGGUCACACAUCAUCUCGUCGAACCAAAGUCACUGGUUAUGUUUAUAUAAUUUUUGAUGGAGAAUUAGCAGUUAAAAAAUUAUUACAAGAUUGCUCGAAAGAGUUUGGUGGUGCUGGAGAAUCUUAUUUUAAACUUACAGCUCGUCGUGCUAAUACCACAGAAAUUCGACAGGUGAUUGAUAUAAUAUUCUGCAAAAAUGACUUUUUAUCUUUUCAGGUUCAGAUAAUUCCUUGGAAAACUGUAUUUGUAGGGGCUUUACAUGGGAUGAUAACUGCUAAGGUUCUCGCUUCUAUAAUGAGGGAUGUGUACUGUGGUGAUGUAGUGUACGUUGGUAUUGACACCGAUCGAUACAAGUAUCCUAUUGGUAGUGCUCGCCUAACUUUUGCAUCACAAGUACCAUAUUUUCUUGCCAUAGAAUCUGGAUUUUUAGAAAUUAAAACCUCGAAAUUUGUUAAAAAAGUUCAGAUUGAUCCAUUUUUGGUGGAUUCAAAGUGCUCACAAUGCAACAAUAUUCAUGGAUCUUAUUUCUGCCGUGAAAAAACUUGUUUUAAAUACUACUGCUUUCAGUGUUGGGAGGUUAUAUUUUCAAUGCUGAUACCUAUGCGUCAUUCAGUCACUGGUUUAUAUGCUACACAUAAGCCAUUAGUACGUUAUUCACGGCGUUCUGUGCGUACUUUCACUCAUUCGGCUUUUGGUGGUUCAAGUUCGAUUGCACUUAAGGCUUGUUCAUUUCCUUCGUACUAUCCAAUUCCUUAUAAACCUCAUAUUUUGCCAUAUUCAAUCAUGGAUUCUAACUUCUGUCAAGAAAGGUAA
Molecule: messenger RNA, 1212 nt
Organism: Dracunculus medinensis (Guinea worm)
Lineage: Eukaryota; Metazoa; Nematoda; Chromadorea; Rhabditida; Dracunculidae
Source: the annotation of a GenBank genome assembly